Ricinus communis (castor bean) is the source of this 2211-nucleotide messenger RNA. Its product is annotated as protein MLN51 homolog. Gene Ontology annotation, cellular component: exon-exon junction complex. The record is from RefSeq and is a predicted model, not a curated record. NCBI's taxonomy places the organism in Eukaryota, Viridiplantae, Streptophyta, Magnoliopsida, Malpighiales, Euphorbiaceae. The transcript has 10 exons. Gene Ontology annotation, biological process: mRNA processing. Gene Ontology annotation, molecular function: mRNA binding. The coding region runs from base 1 to 1308 and encodes 435 amino acids.
AUGGCAUCAACAACCAACGAGCUUAUUUGGAUUAAGCAAGUGCUUACUGACAUUGGAGUAAAGUGCAAGGAUCCAAUGGAGAUGUACUGUGACAACCAAGCAGCCAGACACAUAGCAUCAAACCCAGUCUUUCAUGAAAGGACUAAACAUAUUGAAUUCUUCUACAUUCGAUUUUCCCACAAAUAUGCAAAGGAAGCGGAGGAGGAGGGGCAAAAUAGGAAAGAGGAAAAUGCGCCGGUAGUUCCUAGAAUUGGUGCAUUCUAUAUGCAUGAUGAUCGAUUUGGACGCAGGAUUACUUCUGGCAGAAGGAAAUUGCAGGAAUUCAAAGAUGAAAAGAAAUGGCAACAUGACAAGUUUGAAGAGAUGACCAAAGGGUACAGGAUUUCUGAUGAGCAUAAUCAAGGAUACUAUGGACACCAGGGCAGAGGCUACCAUAUUAAUGCCGACCAGUUUAAACCUAAUGAUAACUUUAACGGACAAAGCUACUCAUCAAGACCUAUAAAAGGGAGAGGACCUGUAAAGUGUAAACCUCUUAACAGCAGCAGUUAUGUAGUUCCACUAACAAGAAAUAAGGAAUCCAGGAAGCCCCCUGGUAUGAACUCAAAUAUCAAUUCAACAAUAUUGUUGUCACAUGCUUCAGAGAUAGGUUCUGAUUCACUCAUCUCCAAGUCUAAGAAGAUGUACCAUCACGCAAGCUCUUCCAAUCCUGGGAUUUGUGUACCAAAGAAAAGGGAUGUACAACCUAGAAAAACCGAAGGAUAUCUUCCAGGUGAGGACGUACGGUUGCCAUGUCCCAAUGCACAUCUAAAGGGAAAGGAUGUAAGCAGAUAUAAUGUUGAAUCUCUCCAAUUGAUAAUUUCCCAUCUGUCACUGACAUCUUCUGACCAAGAUGAUAAUUUCUCUUCGAUGCGCUACCAUCCUGCUGAACAAAUAUCUCCUGAAAGUCCAGUUUAUUAUCCUUCACAAGUGUAUAAUCACCAGUUUAGCUCACAUUAUGAGAUUGCGCCUCAAUCUUCAUUUAUAGCUCCAUCACCAAGUGGAUCCGAUUUUGUAGUGGUGGCUAGCUCAAGGAAAUCAGAAAUGGCAUGGUCUGGAAGAGGAAUUGGCACUGCUCAAGGCUGUGGAACAGGUUCCCAAUUUGGCGAAACCUAUGGCCAUCAAAACUUCAUCACCACCACACCACUUAUGCAUACAGCAAUGGAGCAGGUGCAGGAAGACCUGGUAAACCUCCAGAUGGAAUUGAUGCAGGCACUGCAAAGAAUCAAUACAGGCACCAAAGGAUCAAGCCUCAAAGAUAUUCAAGGAUGAAAUUUUACACACUAAAGUGGACAGAUUAGGUCAUUUAUAAAUGAGCAGGUUGGCUUAUUGAUCCUUUGCAAAUUGUAUCUUCUAUUGAAUGAGCAGGUUGGUUUAUUGAUCCUUCCGCAAAUUGUAUUUUCUAUUGUGAAUUUUGAGAUGCUUUAAUUUUUGAUGCCUCAGAUCUUCCUUACCCUUAUAUUUCUAGCUACCUAGUCUUAAUUACGGAGUACAGACCACAUUACUCCGUGCACUGAAAGACGAUUGAUGGAAAAGAACUAUUUGAUAUCGUACGGAGGCAGUUGCAAGCCUUCAUGGAGCAAAUGAACUGUCGGGACCUCCUACUCCUUUUUGUACAGAUCACGGAUACAGAAUGACAAGUGGGGGAAACAAACUCAACACGGUUGCUUAUCAAGUUUGAAGCUGCUGUAUAUACUUUUAGCUCUCUCUUAUUUACACGCAUACGCUCAAAGGCAAUCUUCCUUUAUGCUACUGAUGGUCAUGAUACACAAAUUCAAGAAACUAUGCAUUUUGCGGAGAGCCCCUUUCAUGGCCUGAUCCUGCAAGACAAUAAGAGCGAGGAAAGAGUGUCAGUAGAGAGACUAACAAGGCCACUCCAACGAGCAAGCAAGUGUGGGUUCAUAAAAAGGAAGGAAAAGAACAAAGAACAAAAGGUUUAAGAGUUAGGGUGAUUUUCCCUAAUUUCUCUCAUCAUGUAUUCUAUAUAAAUACAUAUGAGAUAAGGAUAGGAUUUUAGGAGAUUUUUGCUCCUAUUGGUCCAUCCAUUUCCUUCUUCCUCAUUAGUUGCUUCUCUUAGUACUAUAGUCAGUUCAUUGGCUGCUGGUACUGUGUUGUUUAGAGACGGACACAAGUCUUAUUUUUGUUGCUUUGGCCUUAAGUUGGAUUGUUAGAUGA